CUUUAAUCAACGCGGUGAUAUGACGGAUUCGAACCGAUUUGGUGCGCCUGUUUACAGGUACACAGCAUGAAAACGCAAGCUGCAUCAAGGUCGUUUUCGAGUUCCCGGUCGGCACUGCGGUAUCGAGCGCCGGAGGUGGUCGACUGGAGCACGGCCGCCGAAUAGCGCUUCUGUGCAGGAAGGACACAGGGAGGAGCCGGGAGAAUCUGAGAGUCCCCGAAGUGCUGCGGUUUGGUCAUGUUCGCUGCUGACUUUUUACACCCCUAGGCAAGGGGUGGGACUUGCCGUGGGCCGAACAUAGGGUGUAUCUUUCUGUGGACCAUGAGACGUUACUGAGCAGCCUGAGAUAUAAAGGCGCAUCUUGCACUUCUGUUGACUUUUCACCGCACCCCUCCACGCUUUCGCGAUGUUACUCUCUGCGCUUUGCCUCCUCCUCGCCUCCUCGCCCAUUUCUGUCGAUGCCUUCCCCGCUUAUGCAAAGCGGUAUGCCGGUCCUCGAGGGGACAACGCAGGGAAGUAUCCGAUCCUGAGACGCGCCGCGGCCCCAUACUCUCCCGAAUUCCCCUACACCGGUGCAACUCUGAACGGCCAAGCUGGCACUGGAGUCGGUGGGGUCCAGGUUCCAGCACCUGGUGACUAUGCGCACUACUACGAAGAUCCACUCCCCGGUGCUCAGCGCGGUCCUUGCCCAGGUCUUAACACGCUCGCCAACCACGGCUUCCUUUCUCGUGAUGGAAUCACCACCUACACGGAAAUGGUCGCUGCCCUCCAAAAUGUGUAUAACGUAUGUCUCGAGCAGGCAGAGUUCCCAGUCGCGGUGGCGCUAACAGUGCUCGGAUUUGCUUUGACAGAUGGAGAUCCUGUUUCAGAGAUGAUAUCCAUCGGUGCAAGCGUGCCUCUCCAAACGGGAAAUUAUGGCGAGUACACAGGAGAGUACGGAGGGGUGGACGAGCAUGGGACUUUUGAGCUGGAUGUUUCUCUGACUCGCAAUGACUACUACCUUAACGGUGACUCCCACAGUUUUAACGGCACUCUUUUCGGCAUGAUGUAUCUGAUACUAAGAUCAAGCCUUUUCGAUUUCAAUGCCAUGGCUUUGUAUCGGUCUCAGCAGUAUGAUCGUGCUCGCGUGGAGAACCCAUGGCUGUACUUCCCUCAGCUUGCUCUACACAACUACGGCGCUGCCACGUUCCUUUAUAAUGCCUUCCCUUCUUCGGCCAAGAACUACACCCCUGACUUGGAGACCAUCUCUUCUUUCUUCGGGGCGGUGCAGCUCCCGAACGGAGAGUGGAGUCACGUCGGAGAGCGCACUCCACCCGACUGGCAGAAUCGCGUCACUCCUCUCAACUUAACCGAAGUGAGCACCGGCCUCAGCGAGCUCUAUGCGGCGUAUCCCAAGGAGUACGGAGCGAACGUGAGCGGUGUCUGGUAUCCCCUCAACACCACUGCAACUGCAGCGCGCAAGCGCCAGAGUGAAUCCGGGGUCUUGUGCGGUGCCUACGAUGAGAUUAUCCAGCACGCGGGUGAGUGUUUCAAUCAUGAGUGUGGUUCGCUCUUUGUUAACUCUAUAACAGAGACCGCUCCCCAUCCUCUGGCAAUGCUCCAAUUCGUGGUAGAGAAAGCAAACCCCGUUUUUGAGGCGGUGGGGUGCCAAGUUUACACCUUUUGA
Dacryopinax primogenitus is the source of this 1666-nucleotide messenger RNA. RefSeq names its product heme-thiolate peroxidase aromatic peroxygenase (gene HTP4). The record is from RefSeq and is a predicted model, not a curated record. The transcript is spliced from 6 exons. Lineage: Eukaryota; Fungi; Basidiomycota; Dacrymycetes; Dacrymycetales; Dacrymycetaceae. Gene Ontology annotation, molecular function: peroxidase activity. The coding region runs from base 407 to 1666 and encodes 419 amino acids.